Sander lucioperca (pikeperch) is the source of this 3673-nucleotide messenger RNA. RefSeq names its product solute carrier family 35 member E4 (gene slc35e4). Bases 240 to 1364 code for a protein of 374 amino acids. Gene Ontology annotation, cellular component: Golgi apparatus. Lineage: Eukaryota; Metazoa; Chordata; Actinopteri; Perciformes; Percidae. Gene Ontology annotation, molecular function: antiporter activity. The record is from RefSeq and is a predicted model, not a curated record. The transcript has 3 exons.
UCAGCUUGCACCAUGCAGCCAUAAACAUGUACAGUAUAUGUCAAUGCAUGCGGCCGCCCAUAAAUAAGCGGCAUGGCCCUUUAAACAGAAUAUCCAAUGACACCACAGCGCGUCCGCCGCCUCGGCUUGUCACCGGUCUGACAGCAGCACGCUGACCGACUGAAGGAGAUUUUAGGGAUGCUGCCAGUGCUGUCAAUGUAGCUACUCGUCGAAGAACAAGAGAGGACAAUGAUACGAACAUGAUCAACGCCGAUGGCUUCUCAAAAUGCGAGGCGACUCUGCAAGAGAGAGGCAGAAGGAGGCCACCCGCAGAGAUGCUCCAUCUGCUGUCAGCUGUUAUUGUUUGGCUGGUGACGGGAACCACCAUCUCCAGCCUCAACAAAUGGAUAUUUGCCGUUUACAACUUCAGGUACCCUCUGCUGCUGUCAGCGCUGCACAUGCUGACAGCCAUAGUGGUGGACUAUGGGCUGAUCAAACUGCGGGUGAUCCGCCACAGAGGGGCUGAGGAGCAGGACCUGACCCACAGUGCAAAAUGUAAGGUGUUCCUGUUGAGUCUGACAUUUUGUGCCAGUAUCGCUUUUGGGAACAUGGGUCUGAACUAUGUCCAGCUGUCGUUUGCACAAAUGAUCUAUACCACCACCCCGCUCUUUACUUUGGCCAUCUCCACAUUAAUCCUGGGCAAACAACAUCACAUCCUCAAAUACACAGCCAUGAUGCCCAUCUGCCUGGGAGCCUCCUUCGGCAUCAUGGGAGAGGUCCAGUUUGAUCAGACCGGCUGCUUCUUUGUGUUUGCAGCAACCAUGUUGAGGGGUGUCAAGUCCAUUCAGCAGAGCAUCUUACUUCAGGAGGAAAAAAUCAGCUCUGUGUUCCUGCUCUACCUGAUGUCCAUUCCUAGCUUUUGCAUCUUGACCGUGGCAGCUCUGGCCUUAGAAAACUGGGCUGUGCUGGAGUCACCAUUUCAUUACGACCGCCACCUGUGGGUCUUUAUCUUGCUCAGCUGUCUGGGCUCAGUCAUGUACAACCUGGCCAGCUGCAGCGUCAUCACACUCACCUCUGCCGUCACUCUGCAUAUCCUCGGCAACCUGAGCGUGGUGGGAAACCUGCUGUUGUCUCAGCUGCUUUUCGGCAGCGAGUUGUCCGCCCUCAGCUGUGCCGGCGCGGUGCUGACAUUGUCUGGCAUGCUCAUCUAUCAGAACUCCGAGUUUAUCGUCAGCUUCCUGGACGCACGCAGGGCCAAAGCUGAAAAGUCCAGACAGGAGGAUUCUAACACUACAAGUGGAGAGGACUUGGACAAAGCUAGUGCACCCGAAGCAACAUAUCAUCAGCAGAGAACGGACGGGAAACAAGAAGACAAGAUGGACUGAACUGAAGGGAUGAAGGAGAGAAUAAAAUGUUAAACCCCGGCUGUAGUUUUCUGCCCUGUGUGUCUGUAAGUGGUCGAGAGCAGCAGAGGGUGUGUGACCUUAUAAGGCCAUCAUCACUGAUGAUAUGGUCUUUUUAUUUUAUUUUUUUACUUCCUCACUGUGCCAGUUUAUUUUUUCGCUGGUAACCCAGAAGUGUCUGCAGAAAGGAAAAGGUUGUGAUGGUUAAAUUCUCUCCUUCAUCUGUAAAUCACUCAGACACAGCCUAUAGCGCUAUAUGCAUGCAUGAGCACACUAAACGGUUUGCUACCUCAUGAGGUAUUCAAACUGUCACUCAUUCUACUCCACUGUGAAAACGUUCUUAUUGACAGAGGGCUCUAAUCAAUGUUUUGGGUGUCUGUCGUGGAUGUUGCAGGCUGCAGAGAGCCUUGUGUGACGUUGAGGCUCAGACAGCAUUGCGCCUCAAAUCUGAACGGGCACAAUUUGUAUUAAAAAUAUAUAUUAAUGGUACUGUUACCUGACAUUCACCUGGCCCUGUCGUGGUAGGGUACUGGUUUUUUUUGGCAGCUUUUGUUGUUGGUAUGUGAAGCAGGAAGCUUGUUAAAUAAGGAUGCUACAACUCUUAUUUAGAGGCAGAAGUUCCAAUGAUGGACAAAGCCAACAUCUUCCCCUCUACUGAAGCACACUUUUAAAAAAGGAGGCCUGAGCUCAGUGUUUUGUCCUCCGUUAUGAACCUCACUGUGGCUUCCCACUUAAGGCCUAGAUUUUGUCCUCAAGGCGGUCUCUGUAGAAUUAGUCCAAUUAGUUCUAUCAACAGUGCGCUCACUGCAGCUUUCCUCGAUAAUUAGGUUCACAAGUUCUCUAAGGAGUGUCACUCAACUUUAGAUGUCUUUUCCCUGUGGAAGAGAUGAGGAAAAAGACGACUGAGAUGUCCUUUUAAGGUUGCUUCUUAAAUCCUAACCAAUGUCAUCUAUAAGUUUUAAUUUGUCCAUUUCUGUGGGGGAUAUUUAAAAAAAACAGUUGGUUACCAGCACAUCUUGAAAAAAAUACCUCUGCUGGACCGUGUAUAUUUUCUCUGAAUAUUUGAAAAGCAUUUUAUUGACAUGAUUUUAUUUUGUGACAAAACAUUUUAUUUAUGUGGAAGAAAAUAUUUAUUUUUGAAUGGUCAUAGCAGUCACUGGCUUAACAGUGCUGUGGAUUUUGGUCCUCAAGUGUCUUGCACAUGCAUACAUGUAAUAUUAGACGGCACUGUUCUCUCCUCUCUUUUUAGAGAAAAGUCACAUAUACUAAACGGAAGACUGCAUGCCGCUGCUACUGAAAGAAUCUUAAAUGACCCAGGAUGUCUGUUACUGUGCACUCCCUUCUACAUGUAUGAUAUGAUAUACCAAAUGUCUUUGAACGUUCUUUUGGUCACACUGUGUCGAAAUACUGGUUCUGUCAUUGACCACACAUGAUAAUUUCUCACUUACAGUUUGAACUUUCACAAGACAACGACAACAAAGCCAUCAAAGAUUUUUUUCACCUGCCCCAUUUUAUGCAUAUUUUGCCAUAAGCAUAACUGCAGGCAGGAUUGUAUGCUAAGAUUUUACUUAAUGUAUCACACACACAUUUAAUAUUUCAAGGGUGCCAUUCAUAAUAUUGCAUUGUCUAGAGCAUCAUAUAUGAACCCAAUAUGCUUUUCAUAAAUCCCAGUUAAAAAUAGUAGAACAAAAGAUAUGACGCAUUUAAAGUUUGAUGUCAGCGAUUCUCAAUUACAUGUUUAAAGAAUAUGUACAGCAGAUCAUUUCACUGGUUUUACAUUAUUGGAUACCUCAGCUGUUGGACUUGUUAUGCCCUUGUGUUUUAUAGAUUAUUAAAUAUUGGACUGAGAUCAAGCAGCUUUUCAACAACCACAAGAAACCUGCAGCAUGUGCUGGAUUGUACUGUGUCAGUAGAUAUCAACAUAUUUUAAAGCAUAAUCAUAUCCUAUGAUCAGAACAGCCUCAGUGGCCAUUUUUUUUAAUUUGGUUUUAUAAUUUAAUUUAACAAUCACAGACUUGUGGAAAUUUGGCAGGUUUGGCUGCGUGUUUUCGUGGAUAUUAUGUUGAGUAGAUUAUUAUAAUUGUGGGGCAAAGAAACUUUUGCACUUCAGAGGUAUGAAGAUGAUGCCUUCAAAGCCUACGGUUCCUGUGUACAUACUGGUUUUAAUUGUUUGCAAAGCUAGUUUGGUGUAAAUAGUUAUUUUAUGAUAAUAAUGUAUUUUAUAGUCAUACAUGGCUGGUUUAAGCUGUACUGGUUUAAGAAUUAAACAUUUGCCUCAUGCCUUAUUUGGA